UCGAUUUGUUGGGCUUUGCUUGCUUUCUUAACAAAAACCUGCAACCAAGUUAGGCCAAUCCAAUUCAAUCCAAUCCUUAACGCCACCAUUCCCAAAAUACUCUGAUUCACUUCCAAUCAAAGUUACCCACUUCUCUUUCCUUUCCUUUUCUCCGGUUGAUCUUCAGUCCCCAUCUCUCUUUUCACCUUCCUCUCCUUUUUCCCAAACCUCCCAUUUCCUUCUAUCUACACUUCCUCAUUACCUUUCAGGCUCUUCCAAGCUAUCUCUUAAAUCCCAACUGCCUAAUUCUCAUUGCUUUUCAGGUUUGUUCUGAACUGUGACGGUUGGUAAGCUCGGGUGGUGGGACUUGGACUAAGUGUUUUGAUUUUGUGCACGGUCGGUGUUUGAUGUUUGAUGCUUUGCAUAGCUGGGAACUUGGCUCUUGAAUUUCCAUGAGAACACUCUGUUUUCUAUGUUGGUGCUGAGUCUAAGCUUUUCUUUUGUGUUGGACUAGAUAAGGAAAGGUUGUUUUCAAUGAUCAAUUCUGUUUAUUUCGUUUCGGGUUCAUCAUGUAACUGUGGUGGUGGGACUUCUUUGUUUAUCCCAAAUUCGUUGUUGGAAGAAGAUGAACCAGUUGUGGAUGUUAGAGAUGAUAAUUCUGUUGCUCUUCCUGCAUCCUUCUGGGUUAGAUUAGCGAUGAGAGUGUCUAGAGCCAGGUGGUUCAUUUUCUUACGAAGGGUAUUUCACUACCAGAAUGGAUCAAGAUCAAAUCUCGGGUCUGAUCCUUUCAAUUCUAGCUCGUGGAUGGCUGUGGAGCUGGUAGCUAUGGUGUUUCAGCUCUCCAUCACAGUGUUUGUUCUUGCCAUUUCAGAGGCGGAGAAGCCAAUUUGGCCUAUGAGACUGUGGAUAGUUGGUUAUGAUCUUGGCUGCAUUCUUAGUUUGCUGCUUCUCUAUGGACGAUAUUGGCAUCUUUAUUUAAUGCAUGGAGAGCGUGUUGGCCUUUCUGACACCGAGCAGCGGAGGACCAGUCAAGCAUCAAGGAGCUUGCAUUUGAUGAACAAAUGCCGAACGUCUCUUGAACUUUUCUUUGCAAUAUGGUUUGUAAUGGGUAAUGUUUGGAUCGUUGAUUCUCGCUUCAGUUCUUUUCAAAGAGCUCCCAAGCUUCAUUUGCUAUGUGUCUUCCUGUUAGUUUGGAAUGCCAUCUGCUACUCCUUUCCCUUCAUUCUUUUUCUGUUGCUAUGUUGUUGUGUGCCAUUGGUUAGUAGCCUUCUAGGAUACAACAUUAGCAUGGCAUCAACCGACAAAGCAGCAUUAGAUGAUCAAAUAUCUCAGCUACCGUGCUGGCGAUAUAAAGUGAGCUCAAUGCAACCUGAUAGUAACGAGGGACUUCCUAAAGAGGAUCCAGAAUGUUGCAUUUGCCUUGUCAAGUACAGAGAUGAAGAAGAAGUAAGGCAGUUACCUUGUUCCCAUUUCUUCCAUCUCAGGUGUGUGGAUAAGUGGCUUUCAAUCACAUCUUCCUGCCCUCUCUGUAAACAACAACUUUAAAAAUAGAGAUAGGAAAAAGAAAAGA
This is a messenger RNA of Cucumis sativus (cucumber), 1549 nucleotides long. RefSeq names its product E3 ubiquitin-protein ligase At4g11680. Bases 514 to 1524 code for a protein of 336 amino acids. Lineage: Eukaryota; Viridiplantae; Streptophyta; Magnoliopsida; Cucurbitales; Cucurbitaceae. The transcript has 4 exons. The record is from RefSeq and is a predicted model, not a curated record.